AUGCAAUUUUUUACCAACUUUUUAAAAAUUUUCUUGGACUUCCGAGAUGUUCGAAAAAUUGUUAAUACAUCAAAAAUAAAUAAAGGGAUGUCUGUUAACAAAUUCUUAUCAGCAAUUCGUUCUAAAGAGAGUAGUAAUAAUUAUCAAGCACAAAAUUCACGGAGUUCUGCUUCUGGAGCCUAUCAAUUUAUUGAUAAAACAUGGAAAAAUCUAGGUGGAUCAACAAUACAUGCAAAAGAUGCUACUGUUGAUGAACAAGACCGAAUUGCAGAGAAUUAUGCCAAGCAUCUUCUAAAAAAGUAUGGUAACGAUUACCAUAAAGCAGCAAGAGCAUGGAAUCAAGGUGAACCUACAGCAGAAAAGGAUCUGAAUGCUGGCAAGACAUAUGCCGAUGAUGUUAUUCAACGAAUGAAUUAA
This is a messenger RNA of Adineta ricciae, 417 nucleotides long. NCBI's taxonomy places the organism in Eukaryota, Metazoa, Rotifera, Eurotatoria, Adinetida, Adinetidae. The record is from the annotation of a GenBank genome assembly.